Messenger RNA from Scatophagus argus, 1223 nucleotides. Its product is annotated as transmembrane protein 138-like. The coding region runs from base 770 to 1084 and encodes 104 amino acids. The transcript has 5 exons. NCBI's taxonomy places the organism in Eukaryota, Metazoa, Chordata, Actinopteri, Scatophagidae. The record is from RefSeq and is a predicted model, not a curated record. Gene Ontology annotation, cellular component: cilium.
CUGAGAGAAGCUGGAGCUGCUGACUCCACCCCGGGCGGCCACCUUACAUGUUUCUUGUUUUAUUACUGUCCCGGGGCAACGAUUAUGUGAUGCCAAUAGAUACUGGGCCAGAAAAGGAAACAAGAAAGCAAAAGUCUGGAUUCACUGAGGUGCUGAUGUUUCACCAGGUUUGAUGUGAAAGUUCAAGAACACCUUUGCCAUGCUGGAGGUUUUCACCACGCCACAGAGUGUACCGCACCAUAGGGUGUAGUGCACCACCACGUGCUGUUCAUGUCGGAGCUGUAAAACUCAACCAUUGUGACAUCUGUGUCUUCCAAGGCAGAUCCCCAAACCGGACUAUGUUUCUCAUUUUAAUAAGACUUUGGUUUUUCCUAAGUAAACAGGAUUAAUUUUAACAGGGAGAAAAUGGAGUCAGACUUCAGGUGCUGUUGAGCAAUCAGAGUGGAGCCAUUUGAAUGCCUCACUAAGACAUCAAAGCAGUCGGGACCGUUGUGUGUGCAUUGAUGUUUCUAUGUAGGGUGUGUGCGAGUUCAGUGCAGCCUUGGAUCCAUCGUGGAACCAAAGUCCGCCCGGGCGCCCAGCCUUCGGGCUGGAGACGCUCCAAACCAGGAACUACUCAUUGGUGUUACUGAUUCAACUCAGUCUGCUGUCCUUCGACCUGUUUGUUAACUCCUUCAGCGAGCUGCUGAGGGCUGAACCGGCUGUCCAGCUGGUGCUCUUCAUUAUCCAGGACAUUGCCAUCCUGUUAAACCUGAUCAUCAUUCUGUUGAUGCUGUUUAACACCUUCGUGUUCCAGGUCGGGCUGGUCGCCAUAUUGCUGGAGCGGUUUAGAGCUCUGCUAAUGCUCUCUGCUCUCUACUUGACCUUCAGUAUCGUACUCCAUUCCUGGCUCAUGAAUCUGCGAUGGCUAAAUAGCGACAGAUAUAUUUGGACAGAUGGCCUUCAGGUGCUGUUUGUGCUCCAAAGAACAGCUUCAGUGUUGUACUACUACUUGUACAAGAGGACCACAGAGUAUCUGGGUGACCCUCGCCUCUACGAGGAUUCGCCGUGGCUGCGGGAAAUCUUUGCUCGGGCCAGGCAGUGAUACCACAGCACCAGAGCACAUGGUGCCGCAGAGCGACUAGGAGAAUGACACAAGACAAUAAAAUGCCCACAUGGAAAACAAAUAUGUUACAAUGAAGUGUGUAUUUCAAAAUUCAUACAAUGAGAAAUAAUAAGUUCUU